Molecule: messenger RNA, 1134 nt
Organism: Castor canadensis (American beaver)
Lineage: Eukaryota; Metazoa; Chordata; Mammalia; Rodentia; Castoridae
Gene: Gfra3
Product: GDNF family receptor alpha 3
Biological process (GO): nervous system development
Cellular component (GO): signaling receptor complex; external side of plasma membrane
Molecular function (GO): signaling receptor activity
Source: RefSeq, a predicted model, not a curated record
CUUGGUGAACUACCAGGAGACUCUCUUCCCACAGAGAGUCGGCUCAUGAACAGCUGUAUCCAGGCUAGGAGGAAGUGCCAGGCCAAUCCCACUUGCAAGGCUGCCUACCACCACCUGGGAUCCUGCACCGCUGGUCUAAGCACCUCAUUGCCCUCAGAAGAGUCUUCUGUGUCUGCAGAUUGCUUGGAGGCAGCACAGCAACUCAGGAACACCUCUCUGAUAGGCUGUACAUGUCACCGGCGCAUGAAGAACCAAGCUACCUGCUUGGACAUCUAUUGGACUGUUCACCCUGCCCGUAGCCUUGGUGACUAUGAAUUGGAUAGCUCCCCCUAUGAAGACACAGUGACCAGCAAACCCUGGAAAAUGAAUCUCAGCAAGCUGAACAUGCUCAAACCAGACUCCGACCUCUGCCUCAAGUUCGCUAUGCUAUGUACUCUUAACGACAAGUGUGACCGGCUGCGCAAGGCCUACGGGAUGGCAUGCUCCGGACCCCGCUGCCAGCGCCACGCCUGCCUAGCCCAGCUGCGCUCCUUCUUCGAGAAGGCGGCACAGUCCCACGCGCAGGGCCUGCUGCUGUGCCCGUGCGCACCCACCGACCGCGGCUGCGGGGAGCGCAGGCGCAACACCAUCGCCCCAAGCUGUGCACUGCCAUCUGAGGUCCCCAAUUGUCUGGAGCUGAGGAGCCUCUGCCACGCGGACCCGCUGUGCAGAUCACGCCUGAUGGAUUUCCAGACCCACUGUCAUCCUAUGGACAUUCUAGGAACUUGUACGACAGAGCAGUCCAGAUGUCUUCGAGCAUACCUGGGGUUGAUUGGGACUGCCAUGACCCCCAACUUCAUCAGCAACAUCAACACUAGUGUUGCCUUGAACUGCACCUGCCGAGGCAGUGGCAACCUGCAGGAGGAGUGUGAACAGCUGGAAGGGUCUUUCUCUCACAACUCCUGUCUCAUGGAGGCCAUUGAGGUUAAGAUGCGUUUCCACAGCCAGCUCUUCUCGCAGGACUGGGCAGACCCUACCUUCUCUCUGAUGCAACACCAGGUCAAAAACCUUGUUGUGAGGCCUCAGCCCAGGGUGCCCUUUCUUUUCUCCUGCACAUUUACUUUGAUUCUGCUCUGGAGCCUAUUGCAACCUUGA